AGUUGGACGCAGUUGGAGCCCGAAAGCGCGUUUAAAAAGCGCACUUCGCAGGAGAGUCCGAACAAAGCAGCGCGUCGCGACUGAGAGAAAGGAGCAAAAGUCAGACUGACCUGUUACAGCGGACUGUGCGCGCCUGCGUAGCUUUUGUGCCUUUUAAAAAAUAAUAAUAAUAUAGAAUUCAUAUUUUAUUGUCGUGUGCAUCGAGUAGUAAUAUAAUUGUUUAAAAGACAAGAGGAGCAAAAAACUGCGAAUGAGUUCCCGGUAAAAAGGAUCUCUUUUGUGACUAAAGAAGUGAAGGAUUUUAACUUAAAAGAGGGAUCAGCUUCAGACACAACAUAAUCAGUUCUUUUUUGCUCAUUAGGCACCGGAUCAAACAAAAGUGCAACCAGACAUCGGAAGAAAAACCUGUAUCCGUCUUUUGUCAGCUUGCACACCAUUAUUUGCCGCCAUCUCCAAAGCAGCACGCAUACUUAAACGACAGCAAAUCUGGCUCCAGCAGGAGGCUUUAAGCUUUUUUAAAGCUCCUCAUAAACUUCAUGGGUUGACCCACAAGCACUCCACCACGCCUCCUCCUCAACCCCUGCUCUAACCCUUUUCGCUUCCCGCCGCCUCCGUUUGUUUACGCCACCUCUGACAUGAUGACUUGUUUUGCCUCGUACUUGCCCGGACGUGUAAUUGCAGCGUCACAUUUUACAUCUCCGACUUGUGGAUAAAUCAGGCAGUAGAGUGAACGAUUCAGAGAGAGACCUGGGGAGGGAGAGGCAAACAGAAGGAGAGGAAGGAGAGCAGCACUGCGUGUUGAGAAGAGGGUCCAUCAGUACCUGCAGCAGAGGGAUCCACCUGCCCCAAAGAGGAAGGGGGAACCCCCCCCCUUACCUGAUCCAUCUGGUUGCAAGGGGGGGGCCUUGCACAGCCUAGAAGGCAGCAGGGACUAUGCAGCUGGGAUUGGUGGCGCUGGCAAUGAUUAUUCUCAGCUCCAUGGGUCACAGUGACGUUCUCAAGCUCUCCAAGGCGAGAAGGCAGAGACGGGUUAGCACAGAGGGACCACCAUCCUGCCCAAAAGGCUGUGACCGAUGCUCUGAGUAUAAUGGCUGCAUUAAAUGCAAUCCAAAGCUCUUCAUCUUCCUGGAGCGCAAUGACAUCCGUCAGAUAGGAGUGUGCCUCCCCUCAUGUCCUGUGGGAUACUUUGGCAUGCGGAAUCCAGAAGGCAACAACCGAUGCACACAGUGUAAAAUUGACAAUUGUGAAGCAUGCUUCAGUCGCAACUUUUGCACAAAAUGUAAGGAGGGCUUGUAUUCACACAGUGGCCGAUGUUAUGUCAGCUGCCCUCCAGGCAAGCACACCGCCAAUAACACCAUGGAUUGUGACGGUCAUCAUGCUUCAGAGUGUGAACUAGGAGAGUGGAGCCAAUGGAGUUCCUGCAUGAAGAAGAACAAGACAUGUGGAUUUAAGAAGGGCUCACAAACCCGGGUUCGUUCACCCCUUCCCCAGAUUCACAGUGUGGACACCUCCCCUGCUUAUGUGCCCUCACAGACCUGUGCUCCAGAGACAGAAAGGAGGAAGUGUGUUGUGACCAAGAUGCCUUGUCCUAGAGACAAAAAGAAUAAGAGCAACAGACAGGAUGAUACAAACAGGAGAGAAAAUCCACGUGGGAGAGGACGAGAAGGCAAAGGAGGAGGUGGAGGGGGGAAGCGGAGGAAAGGCCAAAGCAGGACCACCACUGCGUCCACCGUCACAACCAGCGCUGUCACCUAAACUCUGAAGCCUGCUGGGUGAGGACAGGAAAAAAACUGAGACGGUGCCUUGCCCAGCAGCCCCAGAAAACACACAGAGAUUAGUGGGAAAGAGUUACUGCUGCUAUGCUGCAUUGUAGAACAUGCAAUGAGAACUGGAGGACUGCUUCAACAAAAAGGUUUUCUGAAACUUUUGGGAAAAAAAAAAAAAAAAUCCUGCGGAUCUUGUGUUAUUCUGACAGCCUUGCUGGUUUCCAGUUGAAAUCACAGUUGGAUAGUGAAGCCACAUUGCAAAUUGUGGCUUGGUUUGGUCUGUGUCUUAAACUGAUUGUACUAAAACUCUUGGACAGGUCUUUCUUUUCAAAGUGCAGCAUUAAGCAGGAAGGUUGAUUCUUCAUGAAGAUUUUCUAAAGUCUGUAUAGACAGACAAAGUGUAUAAUUUCCAGCCUGAUUGUAAUCACAAUCUGUAUUUCAUUUGUUUUUGUAUUUUGGAGAGGUGUCUGAUGGAGUUCCUCAAACGUCACAGCUCAUGAUGUGGAGACAAUGAACAGCAAUAGGUUGCAGCACCAAUAUUUUCUGUAGGGAGUUGAAACAAAACAAAGUCACUGGACAUGAAUCAUGGCUGCUGAGGAUCAAAAAUCAUUGGUGAAUACAUUUGAAGGCAUCUGGUACAAAAACAACUUGAGAAUAACCAAUCAUAUCCUUUAUAUCCAUAUCCUUCUGUGGCUUCUAAGCAAAAAUACAAUAUCAUCGCUUUCUGAUUGUUUUAAAUGAAAUAUUUUAUCUGAAAAAAGAAUAUCUGCACAAGAAUUAAUAUUUGCAUGAUACUAAGUAGCAUUUGUGUACGCGUGCAUCUGUGUGCAUUUAAAUCUACCUGAAGUAUUCGUGUUUGCGUAGUUUAUAUGCAUAUCUGCACGGAUUUCAGUGUUCGACGGAUCUUUGCUGUGUGAACAUGAGUAGUCAACGUUGCACAUGCAGUUUGUCUUAUUACUCGUCUCAUAGACUGAAGGAACCAAGUCUGGAAAAUAAAUGGAAGGACAUAUAGACGCACAUUAAUAUAUAAGAACCACACUUACCAUUACACUAGCCAUCAAAUAAGCCCUGUCAAUAACCAGAAUGUAACAUGGUCUGAUGAUUUUGCACAACUGUAAUGUUUUCCUACUGCUCAUAUUCCAGAACAAUCACAGCAUUUUACGUUUUCAAAAACUGACCACAUCGCAUACACGGAAUGCUUUUGGUCUUUAAAUAAAUAUCUGAAGAUGUUACAUGGUACUUUAUUCAUUCUUUGAUGCUAUGGAUUGAGAUAUGUAAUAUGUCAAGAUGUGUUUACCAGUAUUAGUAUCAUCAUGUAUAGCUUUUUUUCUGUGAAAGCCUGAAUAAAAUACAGAUGAAGCUGGUGAUGCAUCAGUCGUACACUA
Messenger RNA from Xiphophorus couchianus (Monterrey platyfish), 3151 nucleotides. RefSeq names its product R-spondin 1 (gene rspo1). The record is from RefSeq and is a predicted model, not a curated record. The transcript is spliced from 6 exons. Lineage: Eukaryota; Metazoa; Chordata; Actinopteri; Cyprinodontiformes; Poeciliidae. Bases 934 to 1755 code for a protein of 273 amino acids.